AUGAGGCAGAAUCACAUCAGUCGAACCCCUCCUGAGAUCCCGGGGAGGAGGGAUAGGAGGAAUUCCAACCUCUAUUGUGCCUACCACCGAGAUGUUGGGUACGAGACCGAAGAUUGCAAUGAUUUGAAACGAGAAAUUGAGAACCUCAUCCGCCAAGGAUACUUGAAGCAGUUUGUCCGCAAGGAUGGAACUUUCAACCGAAGCGCCUCCCACCGGGAGAGCCGAGGUCCCCGCCGAGAAGACAGGCGGGACACAAAACUUCAAUGCCGAGGUCCCGAGGACUGUAAGGAAGAAAAGAGGCCUCCACGCGACGGAUCGCCAGGCUACGACCCAAACAUCGCCAGGGUGAUCAACACGAUCGCGGGUGGCCCAACGGGGGGAGACAGCCAGAACUCCCGGAAACGGACAUACCACCAGGCCGGCAUGGAAGCGGCCGAGCCGAGCUCCCGGUUAUCCGACGUGAUCACCUACGGUCCCAGCGACCCUGUCCCCGCCGCCUCCAGCAAUCACGAUAUCCUCGUGAUUGAGGUCCUCACUAAUAACUAUAUAGUCAAAAAGGUUUAUGUCGAUCCCGGAAGCUCGGUAGACAUCUUGUACUACCGCACUUUCGAGAGUUUAAAACUGACCAGAGAGCAACUCACUCCUGUCAGAACCCCUCUUGUCGGUUUCGGGGGAUACGUCGUCCACUUGGAGGGCAUGGUGACCCUGAUGGUAACUAUCGGGCGUCAUCCACGCUGCCGAACUGUGCCUAUCAGUUUUACGGUGGUCAAAGCAGACUCUCCCUACAACAUGCUGAUAGGCCGGCCCACGCUCAACGCCUUGAGAGCCGUAUAUUCCACCUACCACCUGAGUUUUAAAUUCCCAACAGCUGCGGGGAUGGCCGAGGUGAGCAGCGACGUGGGCGCCGCCGGGGAAUGCUACCUGGCCACCAUUCAAGCAGCAGUCAUACCCCGACCCUCGCCAAGGUCAGAAGAAAAGAGACCAGCGGUCCUCUCCAUAGACUGCAUCGACCCUCAGAAAGCAGGAGAACCCAACAGGUUUGAGCCCGGGGAUGAGGUGGAACAAGUGGUUUUGGAUAAAGCGAAACCUGACCAAAUAGUCCAAAUAGGGACCAGACUCCCCUCACCCCUGAAAGAAGAAAUGAUCUCCCUGAUCAAGGACCACCGAGACGUUUUCGCGUGGUCCGCAGAUGAAGUGGUCGGAGUGCCACCCGAUCUCAUGAUUCACCAACUCAACGUUAACCCACAGGCUCGACCUGUGCGGCAGAAACGAAAGCAUUUCGGCCCCGAACGUAGCAAGGCCAUAUCGGAUGAGGUCGACAAGCUCUUGUCGGCCAAGAUGAUUCACGAAGUCCAAUACCCCACCUGUCUGUCCAAUCCAGUCAUGGUCAAAAAGGACACCGGUGGAUGGAGAAUGUGCGUGGAUUUCACCGACCUCAACAAGGUAUGCUCCAAAGACUGCUACCCUCUACCGAGGAUAGACGCCCUCGUCGACUCGGCAAUGGGACAUGAGAUCCUCUGCUUCCUAGAUGCCUUCAAAGGAUAUCAUCAAAUAGGAAUGAGUGAAGAGAACCAAGAGAAGACGGCGUUCUACACCAACCAAGGUGUUUAUUGUUAUACUACCAUGCCGUUCGGCAUAAAGAACGCCGGAGCGACCUACCAAACGCUGAUCAACCGACUCUUCAAAAAUCAGAUCGGCCGCAAUGCGGAGGCCUAUGUGUACGACAUUCUCGUCAAAAGCCUCACCACUUCAGCCUUUCUGUCGGACGUAAGGGAGGUCUUUGGUGUCCUACGGGACUCAAGGAUGAAGCUCAAUCCCAAGAAGUGCGUCUUCGGCGUCAUCUCGAAAAAAUUCUUGGGGUAUCUGGUUUCCCACCGGGGAAUCGAGGCCAACCCCGACAAGGUCAAGGCCAUUCAGGACAUGUCCCCACCUCGGAACAUCCGAGAAGUCCAAAGGCUGAAUGGACGCCUGGCCGCGCUGAAUCGCUUCUUGUCCCAGUCUGCUGAGAAAACUCUGCCCUUCUUUAAGGUGCUAAAAAAGGCUGAUCAGUUUACCUGGACUGAGGAGUGCCAGGCUACCUUCAACAAGCUAAAGCACGCUGUUCUUAUCCGGGAUGAGGGCACUCAAGUACCAGUCUACUACGUCAGCCGAGCUCUCCGCGGGCCGGAGACUCGAUACACUCAGGUGGAAAAACUGGUGCUGGGACUAGUCCACGCAACUCGGCGAUUGAAGGCCUACUUCCUUGCUCAUCCCAUCUCCGUCAAGACCGACCAGCCCAUUCGGCAGAUAUUGGUGCGACCCGAGACUUCCGGUCGCCUCACCAAGUGGGCUGUCGAAUUGGGAGAGUAUGACUUGUCAUAUGAGCCCCGCACCGCCAUAAAAGUACAAGACUUAGCCGACUUCCUUGCCGAACUCACCUUCACGGAAGGUUCGGAAUCCACCUUCGCCUUGGCCGAGGUGUCCACCCCAUUCCUGUGGACAUUGUAUGUAGAUGGAUCCUCUAAUGGAGAGGGCAGCGGAGCUGAAUUGCUCCUGGAGGGCCCCUAG
Molecule: messenger RNA, 2547 nt
Organism: Coffea arabica (coffee)
Lineage: Eukaryota; Viridiplantae; Streptophyta; Magnoliopsida; Gentianales; Rubiaceae
Source: RefSeq, a predicted model, not a curated record